CUAAACUGAUGCUGUGAAUCCAGCCAGUGUCGGGUCUCCAUCAUCAUCUUCAUCACUGCAGUAAGAAGAAGCAGCAGCAGCAUCACUGCUCGGAGUCACAGCAUCACCGGACAUCCUCACUGCGAGUCUCUCUGCCAUUAUAUCUGCAUCGCAGCUGAAACACGGGACGCAUCGAGGCUGCACAGGAGAAGCAGCGGACAUACACAAGUUUCCCCGCGAUGGUGCCUUUAUUUUUGUUCCUGGUCGUCCGCAUUGGCGCGUCCACCCCACAUCCGACAUCCGCGGGUGAAGUAUGCGAACCGGUUCCGUGUGAGAACGGUGCUGACUGUCCCAGUACACCAGCCGAUGAAAAUGUUUCCUCAUCAGGCUGGGAAGAGCAAUCUGUAAUUGGGCCCUGCCACCCAAACCCCUGUCACAACGGAGGGGUGUGUGAACUCAAUUUUGUCGGGUAUUUGUGCAGGUGCCCUCUUGGCUUCGAUGGUGUCCACUGCCAACACAAUGUUAACGAGUGUGAGAAAAAUCCAUGCAAAAAUGGAGGCAGCUGCACAGACCUGCGAGCAAACUACACCUGCCAGUGUCCCAGUGAAUACAUGGGGCGGAACUGUCAGUACAAAUGUUCUGGGCCUUUAGGGAUGGAAGGGGGGAUCAUUUCGAACCAGCAGGUAACAGCUUCCUCCACACAUCGAGCUCUGUUCGGCCUGCAGAAGUGGUUUCCGUACUUUGCCAGACUUAACAAGAAGGGCCUCGUCAAUGCCUGGAGUGCAGCCGAGGGUGAUCGAUACCCAUGGAUUCAGAUAAAUCUACAGCGGAGAAUGAGGGUGACCGGACUGAUAACACAGGGUGCCAAGCGAAUCGGAAGCCCAGAAUAUGUGAAAUCAUAUAAAGUGGCGUAUAGCGACGACGGGAAGGCCUGGAGCAUGUUUAAAGUCAAGGACACGGAUGAGGACAUGAUAUUCACUGGAAAUACUGAUAAUAAUGCCCCCUCAGCCAACUCCUUCAGUCCACCAAUCGAAGCGCAGUACAUCCGCAUUUACCCACAAGUCUGUAGGAAGCACUGCACACUACGAAUGGAGCUCCUGGGCUGUGAGCUCACAGGAUGCUCAGAGCCCAUGGGGAUGAAGACCGGACACAUCCAGGACUAUCAGAUCAGCUCCUCCAGUGUGUUUCAGACCCUGAACAUGGACAUGUUCUCCUGGGAACCAUCCAAGGCCAGACUGGACAAACAGGGCAAGGUCAACGCAUGGACAUCAGCCCAUAAUGACCAAUCCCAAUGGCUGCAGAUGGAUUUGCUGAUUACCACCAAAAUCACAGGAAUUAUCACCCAAGGAGCCAAAGAUUUUGGGCAUGUGCAGUUUGUCGGUUCCUACAAAGUGGCAUUCAGUAAUGAUGGAGAGAAAUGGCUCAUAUAUCAGGAUGAGAAACAACAGAAGGAUAAGAUCUUCCAAGGAAACUUUGACAACGAAACACACAGAAAGAAUGUGUUAGAUCCACCGAUCUACGCCCGAUUCAUCCGGAUUCUUCCGUGGUCGUGGUACAGACGCAUCACUAUGAGGGCGGAGCUUCUGGGGUGUCCGGAGGAACAGUGAGACUGCGGCACACUGUAUGACAGACUGUGUAAAAAUUGCAUUUCUAAUGGUGAUCUUUCAAGGAUGCUGUUAGGCCUGAUUCAAAAAUGAAAGAUCAAAAAUGUGAUGACUUUGAAUGGAUUUUGUUUGUUUGUUUUUUUCUCUGGAAUUUGCCACAACUUAUGAUGGUUUACAAAUGUUAUUGUCACUGUACAACUGACUACUUUAUUUUAGAGUAUUAUCAGAAAUGGGUCAACUGAAUUCACUCAGGUCAAAGGUCACACGAUAGAAUAGUUCAAGUAUAUGAUUUAUGAAUAUUGGGAGGAGCUGAGAACUGUUGUUGCUAUUCUUAUAAAUUUAUGUAUAUUAACUACUAAAUGUUGUCAUUUGUAAUUUAUUCAAAUUCAAUCAUGCAAAAUCAAUGAAUGAGAAGUAUAGGAGAGUGGGGUAAACUGUGCCGUAUAUCUUCACUUGGAAUGAAACAGACUUGAGACUAAAGGCUUGUUCACACCAAGAUAGAUAACUAUAACGAAAACAAUAAUGUUAAUUAUAUUAGCAUCCACCCAAUGCAUGAUAUCAUUCUCUUUAUUAUAAUCACACACUGCAGUUUGUCAUCAGAUCUAUAGGUGUUUAACUAUUUUUCUGUGGGGUAAAAUCCACAACUGGGAAUUUUGCCAGAGGGCCAAAAAUUUCCCCACUAUGAUUUAAGUGCGUUUUCACAUUGGCCACACUACUAAACUAAAUUUGUAUUGAUUUAUGUAUUCUAACUAAAAUUUCCAACCAUUUGGAUCGCACAGUUUUAAUAUAAAAAACCUGAAAAACACAAAAACCAGGUUUAUACAUUUAUCGUCAAUAAAAUCAAUUGGUUUCAAUCUCAUUAAUGUUAAAUUGCUUGUUUUUACAGCUAGCUAAUUUUUUAUUCAUGUACAUACUUUUUAAGUGAGCAAAUUCACUUGAUUUCUUAAUGAACAAAUGAAAACUGAUUCUAAGCAAUUUGAAUAAAGGCAUUUUGAAAAUAUGAUUAUUUAAAUGAAAUCAGAUAGAUGCAAUAGUUAAUAAUAAGCCAUGCCAUGAUUUCUUUGAGUGGAGAAAUUUGACAUUUCAAGAAAUUUAUUAGUUUAUGUUAUAACUGUGUAUUUCAAAUGAAUAAAACAUUUUUUUUAAUAUAUUUUUAUGACUGUACUGACAAUAGAAAAUGAACCUUUUUUGCUGCACAAUAUUGCUAAUGACCACACCUUAAUACUUAUAAUUAUAUUUCAGGAUGUUGACUGAAAUAAGGAAUAAGUGUCUAAUAAUAGAGGUUCAGUUGCCCCAUGUUAGGGGUAACCUGUGUAAUGUCAAAGGGUAUUUUGACUUUUUUUUUUUUUUUUUUACAAACCACCCCCAAAACAG
Messenger RNA from Carassius carassius (crucian carp), 2957 nucleotides. RefSeq names its product EGF-like repeat and discoidin I-like domain-containing protein 3. Bases 219 to 1586 code for a protein of 455 amino acids. Gene Ontology annotation, molecular function: calcium ion binding. NCBI's taxonomy places the organism in Eukaryota, Metazoa, Chordata, Actinopteri, Cypriniformes, Cyprinidae. The record is from RefSeq and is a predicted model, not a curated record. The transcript is spliced from 11 exons.